UAAACGGAAGAGAACAGUGACCAAGAACAAUUUCCACGUUAGCGGUUUUUGUUGUUAAUUAGACGUUUAUGUUACACAUUGGAACUCAAUAUGACUGAUUGAACAGCACAGCAUCACAUACUUACUUCAGGUAGUCUUUAAUUCGCACUGGAGACAGGACUUGGUUGAUAGACGUUAUCUAAGUAGCCGCUAACGUUAGCUAACAAUGGUUUUUCACACUCAAAUAGCCUCCAUCAUGGAGGUGCUAGCGAAUGCAGCCGUGGCAGAGAUCUGUAAACUCGUAGACGACGACUAUGCAGUGUUUCGUUUGGAAAUGUCUCAAAGCCAGAAAGAAAACAGGACAUUGCGGAGGAAACUACAGCAAUUGGAACUGAAGGUGGUACGGGAGCGCGCAGAGAGGACAAUUAGAGACCGCGUCCGCGCCAGUCGUCCGUGUAGUGUCAAGAUCCUCGACCAAUAUAGAGGAAUGGCAAGAGGUGAAGGACAUCUCACUGGAGGCCACAUGAGCUUUGUGAAGCCAGCGGGACACAACGCGUGGAGAGAUGACCAACCCAUAGCUGUAGAUGAGGGGAGUGGAACCUCAACCCAGCAUGUUAUCUUGAUAGAGUCUGCAGAUGCAGAGGCUGCUGGUUCUGGAGGAUCGUCACAGGUUAAACAGGAGAGGACCGAAGGAGAGGACCCGCGAGACAUCCAGACUAGAGCAGCGGCUGGAGUGGCGCCCCCUGUAGCCACGGAGGACCUCACCGCCUCGCCCCAGCCAAGGACCCGACGCAGCAUCACGGAGGAGGAGGAGGGUCCAGAGGUGGUGUUGAAGGAGGAGGGUCUGGGGAACCCUGAGGGGACCAUGGUCAUGGAGGACAACCAGACUACACCUCCUCCUGAACCCACAGAGGAACCAGCUGAGCAGAACAGGACCACACACAGUCUCACUGAGUCAGUAGACAUGGAGGAUGGGAAGCCUGAUCUGCUGCUGGUCAAAGAGGAGAUAAUAGAAGAUGGACCAGAAAGCAUUGACCUGCUGAGUGGACUAAAGAUGGGGGAGCAAGGUGAUUGGUUGGACGCUAACGGAGGAGAUCGCUCUGCCAUUUUUGAUUCCAAGACUGGUGCAGCCAUGUGUCCAGGGGACGACAUCAAGCAGGCCAGGACCAGAGGCAACAUAGUGGAGGUCAAUGGAUGGGACAGCAUCCUCAACUCUGGGCUGGGGAACAACACUGUUAACCACAACCAGAAACAGACAGUUGAGCACAAAACAACAUCCAAAAUAAGUCUCCAUGACAACAGCACGGCUGAGACCAGGGUGAGGCGUAGAUUUGGUCUGCGGGGACGGGGAGGUGUCAGUAUGCGGCUGGAGAGAACAGACACAGACUCUGCUAGCGAUGCUCCGUCCUGCUCCUAUAGUUGUGAUUCAGAGAGACUGAUGGCGCCUCAGGUUAACCCACUAACAGGUGCUGCCUUCAGCCUGCCUUCUAUAGGAUCUAUCAACUGGAACAUGGACCCUGCAACAACACAGACUCUCACUGGCCUUCGUCCUCCUCACACUCUCCUGUUAAACCAGACCUCAGACAAUGCCAGUGCCUCAACAUUAAAUGGCUACACAAGCCCAUUGACAAAUGACAGUAGUAGCAACGCUAUCAGUAGAUCCGAUGGCAAAGAGAAGCGCUUCCCGUGUUCAUUCUGUGGGAAAGCUUUCAGUUUCCCCAAACAGGUGGAGAUUCACCAGAGGAUGCACACAGGGGAGAAACCGUACAGCUGCCACCUGUGCCAGGCCAGUUUUUCACACUCGUCCAACCUAAAGCGGCACCAGAGGGUCCACACAGGGGAGAAACCCUUCAGCUGUACCCAGUGUCACAUGCGCUUCGCUCAGUCUGGCAACCUGAAGAUGCACCUGAAGGUCCACAUGGGAGAGAGGCCAUUUGCCUGUACGGACUGAGGUUCUUAAAGGGGAGUUACCUCAGGAUACACCAGCAGAAAAAACAUUCCACUCUAUAACAUAGAAAGUAACCAUUCCAUUUGAUAGCUUCUGACUGACAUCACACCCUGCAUUAAAGACAAAGAUUCAUUUUCAUUGUCAGCAGAAAAGAUGCACUUGGAAUAACGAGAGUAACGUAUUUCAUUGUUGAAUAUUCCUUGGUAGAAUGUUGCAUCAAGACAUUGUGUGACAUUGACUUAAGUGUAAAACACAUUAGGAAUACUUGCUCUUUGCACUUCAUAAACUGACCAGCUGAAAAUUACAUUCCCUUCUUGAUGUCACUUGUUAAACUAUAAUGUAAUUUUGCAGUUGUGUCAUGCUGCAGCCACCACCAUGCUUGAAAAUAUAGAGGUAGUUAUUCAGUGACGCAUUCUAUUGGAUUUUCCCCAAACAUAAGGCUUUGCAUUUAGGCCAAAAAACAUAUUCCUUUGUUUUUGUCGUCGUAUUAGUGUAGUGCCUUAUUGCAUACAAUAUGCCAGUUUUGGAAUAUUUGUUUUCUGUAUACUUGUAUUUUCACUCAUUGAUUAAAGUCAUUAUUGUGGAGUCACAAAUGUUGAUCCAUUAUGUUUUCUCCCAUCACAGCCAUUGAACUGUAACUGUUUUAAAAUCACUAAUGGCCUCAUGGUAGCAUUCCUGCAGUUCAGAAGGAUUUCUGUCUCUUGGUGUUUUUAAAGUAAGAUGAUCAUGAUAGUGCCUUAAUUCAUGUUUACUUUACAUGUAGUAGUGAGCCUUUUCCAAAGUAUUCUAAAAUAAAUUUUAUCAAAGCGAUGGUACCAGAUUUACAGGAAAGGUGAAGUGUUACCGUAGUGAUGUUAUUGUACUUGUCACAUCAUUUUGUGCAAUAAAAGUAUUGUACGUCACGUUGUGAGUGUAUGACCAUUUUAAAUCAAAUUCAAAAAUGACUUUUUUUUUUAAA
Oncorhynchus masou masou (cherry salmon) is the source of this 2885-nucleotide messenger RNA. Its product is annotated as early growth response factor homolog 1-like. Gene Ontology annotation, cellular component: chromatin; transcription regulator complex; PcG protein complex. NCBI's taxonomy places the organism in Eukaryota, Metazoa, Chordata, Actinopteri, Salmoniformes, Salmonidae. Gene Ontology annotation, molecular function: DNA-binding transcription factor activity, RNA polymerase II-specific; RNA polymerase II cis-regulatory region sequence-specific DNA binding. Gene Ontology annotation, biological process: regulation of transcription by RNA polymerase II. The record is from RefSeq and is a predicted model, not a curated record. The coding region runs from base 206 to 1930 and encodes 574 amino acids. The transcript is spliced from 6 exons.